This is a messenger RNA of Plodia interpunctella (Indianmeal moth), 5112 nucleotides long. RefSeq lists its product as uncharacterized. The record is from RefSeq and is a predicted model, not a curated record. The transcript is spliced from 9 exons. NCBI's taxonomy places the organism in Eukaryota, Metazoa, Arthropoda, Insecta, Lepidoptera, Pyralidae. Bases 209 to 1450 code for a protein of 413 amino acids.
GACAAUGCCUGCCAUGCCAUGACAGCAAGCGUCACGUCAAAUGCGAAAUAAGCAUCCAUUUCGUCUGAAAAUAAAUAAUUUCUUGGAAAUUGAUGGAUGGAUAGAUUCUGACAUACAAUUUAGUAAAAGAAACAAUAUUUUCUGAUAUAGGUCCAACAUAAUAAGCAUUCUGGAUUCCCAAAAGAGGACUUAUUUGGACAUCUACAAGAUGGAUUUGGCGGAGACAAUGAAGAGUGUUUUAGCAAAGAGUACUGGAGGCUCGAGUAGCGCGGCUGCUAGCUCCAGUACGGCGACUCCUCACGGAGCCGAGGGCUAUGUCACCGAGAAACUGUACAUGUUACUGCAGCUUUAUCUACAGAACAAGGGCUGGAGUCCUAGUAUAGAGCUUCUCCAGUGCUUCAGUGAUUUGAAAGAGUCUUCCAUGCUUCCUAGUGCAGCCUAUUUGCAAAUGAUGGCAUCCAGGGUGGGUUUGGACACACAGGGCAGACUAAUUUUGCGUGAGAAUGGCAAGAUAAUUUUACCUUAUGAGCACUUUGCCAAUGCUGUGAUGCUGAAACACAUGAACGGUCCCCAUGGACUGCAUCUGGGGCUAGAGGCUACAGUUAGAGCAGUUGUAGAAUCCUACACCAUAGGCAGAGAACAGUUUGGCAUGGAGAAGGAGUUUAUUGUGGAGGUGGUGCAAAACUGCCCGAACCCCGCUUGCCGCUACUACAAGAACCAGUUGGAAAUGACGCAGAAGACCAUUCAGCAGCAUCUGUCGCAGCAGCCCACAUAUAUCCCUGACUCCGCCAGCAGCGGACUGUCGGAGAGCGGCGCGGUGGAGCGGCUGCUGCGCGGGUCGCUGCCGCCCGACUACCAGCUGCCGCACCUCGCCGCUCUCAGUGAGUUACUAUCGAGCUUAACAUCAGACAAAUCAGACCGGCGCGCGCAAGAGAAGCUCUCGCAACACCAACAGAUGCUGCUACAUCAGAACCGGUCACUGAGCCACCAGUCUUUGGACAAGUACAGCCACUCCCAGAGGUCUUCCAGCUCCUCGCAGUCCAACCUCGAGACCAAGUCCAAACAUCACUAUUCAGAUGAGCAUAAGCUUACGGACUUUUUGAGAGCGAACCUGGAGAGCCUGGAGUCGCUGAGCGGCGGCGGCGGCGGCGGCGCGGCGGCGAGCGGCGCGGCGGGCGGCGGUCAGGAGCGCGUGGUGCGCGCGUUCGCGGAGCUGGCGCGCAACCUGCAGCGCAUGCGGCCCUGCGUGCGCCCCGCCAUGUGCAAGCCCUACGGCAAGCAGAGCGAGCAGCUGCAGAAGAUUCUUCUGGACACGAUCCAGCUGGUGCAGUCGCUGAGGAGCUACCUGCCGCCGCCGCACAUCCAGGUCACCUCCUGGAAGAACGACGACAAACUGCGCUCCAACAACAUGGAUGAUCUGGAGAGCCGCAAGAUAGUGAGCGGCAACUAGCCCGCUGAUUGGUGCGACUGAGCGGUUUCAUAUCAACCCGUAUUUUAUGUAAGCUGAUUUAUAACUGCUUUCCGAAUAUGAUUUCAAAUUUCUGUUUUUAUUUCAUUCUACGCGGCAAACAUACGUUUUUUAAAUCCGUGUUUAUGUUUUUAGUAGCUGGCUCUACGAUUUGUCUAUUAACCGUCUUACUUACAUAGUAAGUUUCUCUUAAAAUGCAUUUUAGAUGAAAUAUAUUUCAUCUUUCAAGCUCUAAUAUUUGAAAGAGAAGCCUCUUUCAAAUAUUAGGGACAAAACAGGUGUUGAGCGUUCGUUAUCUAUUUAUGAAUUUAGGAAGGAAAUGAUUCUAAAAAUAAUAUGAAGGAUUUAGUUCUAAUUUUUUUUAUAGGUGUUAGUUUGUUUAUGUAUUACAUAUUGAAACCGCGUUUGGAAGGGAUUUGACAUUUGUUGUUUUAGGAUACGUAAUGUAUAUUGUGUAACUAUGUUCACACAAUUGUGUAUGAGUGUAUUUUGUAAGUUAUUACUUAUUAUAUACUUAGUUACUUUAAGUAUUUUUUAUAUAUUUAGCACAAAAUGGGUUGCAAUAUUUCUUUGAUUUACACUUCGUUUGUUGACAUUUAAUGCGUUACUUUUAUCCUAAUUGUAAUCGUCUUUAUGUAUGAUACGCUGAUCUGUUUUGCUUUCAAUAUGUUUAAAUAGUAUUUGAUAAGAUUUUGCAGUUCAUACAAUUUGGUUGUAUUAAAGUUUAAUCUCAGUUAUUGUCGUAAGUGCAUUAUUUACACUGUGAUAGAGGUGUAAUAGGUAUAGGAGCGAAGUCUUGACAUGAAUGUAACAUAGAAAUAAAUUAUUUGGUAGGAUUGGGCUACGUGUGGCGUUUCAGUGAAUACAAUAAAAAUGUAAUCCCGAAAUUGAAAUAGAAAAGAUGGAAAUAUAUAUUACAUAAGAUUGUACCUUCUCAAUGAUCUCUGACUCGAUGAAGAUCUGAAUCAUUUAAGACUAUAUUUUACGAACACUAAAUUUGAGUAAGACAGAGAUUGAUUGUUCCGAUGGUUUCACGAUCAGAUCGCCCAAAGUGCUUGUAUUGCUAAUACAAGCAGUUUGGGCGAUCUGACCGUGUCUGCACCUCACUUCGUACUCAUCUAUUCCACCAAACAGUAGCGCUUGCAUUGUUGUGUUACGUAUAGAAGCUGUGUGAGAGCCAGUGCCAGUCGCUCAACUAUACCCAUCCCCGCUACUGUUUACAAUUGUAUUCACUGAUACAGCAAGCAUCGAGACAGCGCAAUAAAAAUAUUUCGAUCGCCAUGUCUUGUCUCGUGAAUAGUAGGGAGUUAGUAUCUUAUUGAAGACUGCAAUUUUUUCACAUUGUAUUAGCUAGUGCUGCCUGUGUAUUAAGUAAGGUUCGGUAAGUUGUAAUGUGAACUGUGCACUGAGAGAAGGCAUUGGGAAUGUGUAAUAUUUCAACAUGUUUCGUAUGCAUGAAUUGUUUUUAUUUUAUGUUAUAAUUACAACAUAUAUGUUAAAAAUUAGGCAUUAAAAUCGGUAUAAAAUGAGGCAGAAAUUAAGAUAAGAUAGUAAAUUAAUAUCUCAGUGUGCAGUAGAAUGAUCGAAGGAGUAUUGAGCAUUAUUGUAUUGUCUAUAGCCUGAAUACUACUGAUGAUAAUAAAUUGUGUCGCUAAAAUAUUAUGAAAGUAAACUAAUUGUCUUGCAAAUGUGUGUUACAAACCUUGGGUUCUUGUACAUUUUAUGUUUUGAAAGAAUAAUUCAAGUUAGUCUACUUUAAAGACAUUCUAUAUUCGAUUUUAUUCAAAGUACUGGUAUUGAAUCUUUACGUAAUUGACACAGUGAAACAGUGUGGUGUUCAAAGUAUUGGUCUGUCAAAUAAAUUUUUAAAUCUUUAUUACCUACUUAUGAAAUGUAAUUCUAGUACUUUGUGCACACACGUAAUUAUACUAUAGAGCAUGAAAGUUAUUUAUUUUGUUCAUGUAUCAAACUCAGAAAUACAUUUUUGUUUCACAUUGCCGAAGAUGUUUUCCCAAUAUCUUAUCGUAAUGUAACGCGACAGUACUAAUAUAUUAUCAUUUGAAGUAUGAGCGAUAUAUAACGUGUAGCUAUUGACUUCCAAACAUCACACUAUUGUGAAAGAAACUACAUAAGUAUGAUAGUGCAAUAAUAUUAGGCAAAGCCUACUUUAAAAUUAAAGUUUUGUAUCUUAGUGGUGUAAUUCUAAAUUAUGAUUUUUAAAAAUAUAUAAAUAAUCGCAUUGCGUUCAAGGUUGUAGUAGGAUGCUUAGUUGAGUUGUCAAUCGGUUGGAUUGUUGUGAGCAUAACUAAUGUUGUGAACUAAUGAAGUAAAGUUUCGAAAUGCUCAGAAGGCCUGUAAAGGUUUUGUGUAUUCCAAAUUGACACACUUAAAUCUCAAUAUAAGAAGUGUUUUGAACAGGUUUUCAAUAUACUUAUUGACUUUUAUAGCCUUCAGUAGGCAUUUAUCUCUUCCUAUUAUUUUAAGAUAUAUUUUUUGUUUAUAAGAUCCAAAAAUAUUAUACAUAUUUUUGUGUUAGACUAUUUUCUAAUCGAGCAGCUUUUAAUGAAAUGUUUAGUACAUUAUAUGUAUUAGUUAAGAAAUGUAUGUGGGAAGUAUCUAAUCAAAAGUAUAUAAUCUCUCCGUCGUCGGUACAUCCAAAUAUUAUAACGAGGCUAUUACCACUUCAUCAAAUAUAACAAUGACAAUGCACCUAGUGUUAAGUUGUUACAUCAUGUCUCGGUAAAGUAUUAUAACCUAAAAAACUAUCUGUAUUAGAUUAAGCUUUCUAGUCAAAAAUGGCUUUGCUAUGACUUUUUUAUUAUUUGGAAUAAGUAUUGGACCUUGGUAAAAUAUUAUUGUUUUCUUUUGUUUCGGCGAUUCUCAGUCAGUUUAUGACGUAUAGUUUUUCUUUCAUAUUGCACUUUUUGAUGUUAGAGCUGCUGCGGCGCAAAUACACGUUCGCAAUUUUUUUAGCUGAUCUUAAAAAAUAUUUGAAUUAAAAUAGCAAUUAUUACAAAUACAACAAAUGAAGCAGCGCAUAACAAUAGACCCAACGUUGGGUAUAAUUUCACCAGGUUCGGUGCAGGGUGUAGGAAAUAAAGGAGUUACUUGGCACGUGCGUCUAAAAUGAUCUCAGUGAUUUUGAUACUGAUGUUUCAAUAGUCUACGUUUCUGUCUAGCCUCGAAUGAAAACUUAUAUUAAAAAGGUAGAUUUCACCAUUCAGUGUCACACAUGUUAGUUAUUUAUUAUUAUUUUCUGUUUAUUGUAAUUAGGAUUAUAUUAAUGACCGUUUUUAUUAGACAUUGAGACUUAUUUGAAACAGUUUGAAACAUUUUCCUUAUUAUUUUUAUAGACUACGUUAUAAGUAAUUGUUGUAACAAAACAAAAAAAAAUAUUAUCAAUUCAAAAUUAUGGAUUGACUUGACAUUUGGACCCUGUGAUAUUUUGUUUCAUUCAUUGCCACUUAUUCUAAAACCCCAAUGGGCAGUAUACUUUAAUGUCAAUUUAUAUUUAUUUUACUUAUUAUAAUUUAGUUUGGCCUUGCCAGUUACUUUGCCGGAAUUAUACAAUUAUUAUUUACUUGUAUUGUGGUGAAUUACUAGCGAAUUGAAAAGCAGUGCUUAGAAAUAAAUCUGAUUCAUUA